AUGUCAACAGCACUCGUCCAAGCCCAGUACGGCAGCUAUGCAGCGGCCCAGACCGAAAACGACGCCGCCUACAACGAGCGGGUGGCCAGUGCGUUUGGAUACACGGCCGAGGACCUCGUGAGCAUCCCGCAGAACGCAAAUCUGGGCGUUAGCUGCGGGAAUCCGAUUGCUAUGGCGGGUUUGAAGGAGGGAGAGGUGGUCAUAGAUAUGGGUUGUGGUGCCGGCAUGGAUGUCUUUAUCGCCGCUCGCAAAGUAGGGCCGACUGGAAAGGUCAUUGGGAUAGACAUGACACAAGAAAUGCUCGACCUCGCCGCCAAAAACGCCCUCAAAGGCAACUACACCAACGUCGAAUUCAUCAAAUCCUACAUCCACUCCACCCCCACCCUCCCCGCCAGCACCGCCCACGUCAUCACCUCCAACUGCGUCCUCAACCUCCUCCCCGCCACGCACAAGCCCGCCGUCUUCACCGAGAUGUUCCGCCUCCUGCAGCCCUCCGGGCGCAUCGCCAUCUCCGACAUCCUCGCGCGCAAGCCGCUGCCCGAGGCCGUCAAGGCCAGCGCCGCACUCUACAUCGGCUGCGUGGCCGGCGCAAGCCUCGUCGAGGAGUAUCAGGCGUGGAUGAAGGACGCUGGGUUCGAGGAUGUAAUGAUCGUAGACACGAAGAAGGACCUCAAUAUCUACAAGGAAGGCAUCAUCAACGCCGCCGGCGCCGGCGAGAAAAAGAAGGGCAGCUGCUGUAAGCCCGCGCCCAAGGCGUGCUGCGGGGCGGCCCCGGAGGUUGCGCCGAAGGCGGCCGGGAUUGCGGAUUAUGAUCUCAAUGAGUUUGCGGGUGCGUUCCAGAUCUAUGCGGUGAAGCCAGCUGCGGCUGCGUAG
Messenger RNA from Morchella importuna, 873 nucleotides. RefSeq lists its product as uncharacterized. Lineage: Eukaryota; Fungi; Ascomycota; Pezizomycetes; Pezizales; Morchellaceae. Gene Ontology annotation, molecular function: methyltransferase activity. The coding region runs from base 1 to 873 and encodes 290 amino acids. The transcript is spliced from 6 exons. The record is from RefSeq and is a predicted model, not a curated record.